AUGUCCAAAUACUCACAGGAAAUAGAUUACAUGUACAAUGAAGACGAAGAAGAUGAUCUCUGCAUCAGUAUUGAAGGCUUCAAAGUGUCUGAGCAGUACUCGAGCUUCAAUAAAGAAACCCUACGUUCUCCAAUGCUGAAGGAGAAGCAGAUAUCUGUUGAUCCAAUUUCACUUAAACAGUCAAUGAGGUAUGAAGAAGGUCCUCCUCCUUUGUCGUUACCAUCCAAUAUUAUUGAUGUUACUGCUUCCUUCACAAAUGUUUCGCCCCAGCACUACCCACCACCAUUGCCACCUAAUUCAAAGCACAAUAAGUUAGUAAGUUCCAGCUUACCCAGUUCCACAACAACUUCUCCUCGUUCUCAGACCAAGAAUGUCAAGAAAGGGAGAAGAAACCAGCAAGCAGCAGAGGCGGCGGCUUCACUGGGUCUCUCUCGUUUUGCUACAGAAAGUCUAUUAUUUAGAAGCAAGUCAUGUGGGGAGGGACGAGCUUCUUCUCCAUCUGAUGAAUUUGAUCUUUUCUCUAGAAAACUAUCAUCUACUCCUCCUUCUCCUAAGCAUGAAAAUAUUGAAGAGGAUCAAGAUGGAUUCUACCCAGAAUACAAACCCAAUGAUGAUGAUGUACAUGUUAGUGGUAAGAAUAAUAAGGCUAGUUAUAGAGGUCACAAUAUUAAUCCAAGAAGCUAUAAGGAUGAAAUAGACAUUUUCAAAUGUGGAAAAUGUUUGUUCUUGCCAGCCUUUGGUAAGGGAAAGCCGGUGAGAGCUCGAAAGGAAGAGGAAGAAGAAGGAGAUCAAGCAGUAGUAGUAGUGGAGAGAAAUGUGAUAUCAAGAUCAGUUUCUUUGGAGAAAUUUGAAUGUGAGUCUUGGACUUCAUCAGCUAUAAUGAAUGAAGUUGAUGAUGACCGUGAUUCCAUGCGUCAUCUCUAUUUUGAUCUACCAUUGGAGUUGAUUCGAAACUGCGGUAACGACGCGAAUUCUCCGGUUAAAACAGCUUUUCUUUUCGACAGCGAUCGAAGUGGAGCCGUUAAUAAGAGCUCAUCAUCAUCAUCUCGGCAUGUUCGAUUUUCUUCGACUGGAUCAUCAGGUUCUUGUAUUACACCACGUUUGCGCAAGGCAAGAGAUGACUUCAAUGCAUUCUUACAAGCACAGAAUGCUUAG
Telopea speciosissima is the source of this 1155-nucleotide messenger RNA. RefSeq lists its product as uncharacterized. The coding region runs from base 1 to 1155 and encodes 384 amino acids. Gene Ontology annotation, cellular component: chloroplast thylakoid membrane. The transcript has a single exon. Lineage: Eukaryota; Viridiplantae; Streptophyta; Magnoliopsida; Proteales; Proteaceae. The record is from RefSeq and is a predicted model, not a curated record. Gene Ontology annotation, biological process: photosystem I assembly; response to photooxidative stress.